ACUGUCGAAAUGUUGACUUCACAAUUAUAGUAGAAGCUAUAAUAAUUGCCUCAACGGUUUAUUUGAAGUUUUUUCUGUAAGUGCGUAGGAGAGCUAAAGCUGUUACAAAAAUAUCAGCACAUAUUACGAUUCGAGGAAAUGUUCGCGUUUAUAAUCAACUGUUUCGGACUUUUCGCAUGACUUUAACCUGUAUGGUUGUUUUUUUUUUCUCUCCUGUUUACAGUCAGUGUUUAAAGUUGGGGUAAACAGGUCGGUUAUAAAAAAUGAUCCGGAGAUUUCUCCCCGCUUCCGCUCCCACGCUUUCUGCCGCAGUAAGGUGCUUGUCUACGGGUUCGGUGAGCAUCAACGUCCCGCUAAACUACUGGGCUGGACAGAGAAGGAGAAGCUUAGAAAAACGCGAUAAGGAGAAAGUUUAUGAACCCGCCACGGGCCGUGUCUUGUGCCAUUUGGAGCCAUGUGGUAAAGAGGAGGUCAGUCAGGCUGUGGAGGCGGCUAAGUCGGCGUUUGGUCCCUGGAGCAGAAUGUCAGGGAUGGAGAGAGCAAGGAUCAUGAUAGAAGCUGCUCAUUUAAUCGAGAGCAGGAGAGAGGAGAUCGCUGAGAUGGAGGUGGUCAAUAAUGGGAAGUCAAUCACUGAGGCCCGUUUAGAUGUGGACUCUGCUAGACUGUGUAUAGAAUAUUAUGCAGGAGUGGCCAGCACUUUGGCAGGCCAGCAUGUUCAGCUACCUGGGGGAUCCUUUGCCUACACCCGCAGGGAGCCUCUUGGAGUGUGCGUAGGCAUCGGCGCCUGGAAUUAUCCCUUCCAGAUCGUUGCCUGGAAGUCCGCUCCAGCACUGGCCUGUGGUAACUCCAUGGUGUUCAAGCCAUCACCAGUCACACCAGUGACAGCGGUGCUACUGGCUGAGAUCUAUGCCAAGGCUGGAGCUCCAGAGGGGCUGUUCAAUGUGGUGCAGGGUGGACAGGAAACAGGCAGCUUACUGUGUCACCACCCUGAUGUCGCUAAGGUGUCCUUCACAGGAAGUGUGCCCACAGGACAGAAGAUCAUGGAAAUGGCAUCAAAGGGAAUAAAGCCGGUGACUCUGGAGCUGGGGGGGAAAUCUCCUGUGAUCAUAUUCAAGGACUGUGAUCUAGAGAACGCCGUGAGAGGAGCGCUCAUGGCCAACUUCCUGUCUCAAGGCCAGGUCUGCAGCAAUGGCACCAGGGUGUACGUGCAGAAGGACAUUAUGGCCGAGUUCGUUAAGGAGGUGGUUAGGAGAACUCAGGCGAUUACAAUAGGAGACCCACUGCUGGAGAGCACCAGAAUGGGAGCGCUGGUCAGCCUGCCACAUCUGGACAAAGUCUUAUCCUUUGUAGAGCAAGCAAAAAAAGAGGGAGCCAAGGUGUUGUGUGGAGGAGAACCUUUUGUCCCAUCGGAUCCUAAACUCAGAGGUGGAUACUACAUGACGCCGUGUGUCCUCGGUGACUGCACUGAUGAGAUGACCUGUGUGAAAGAGGAAAUCUUUGGUCCCGUCAUGUCUGUGCUGUCUUUUGAAACGGAGCAGGAGGUUCUGCAGAGGGCCAACAAUACUACACUGGGUCUGGCUGCUGGUGUCUUCACAAGGGAUGUUACCCGAGCUCACCGUGUGGUGGAACAGCUCAAAGCCGGAUCCUGUUUCAUCAACAACUACAAUAUCACUCCGGUGGAGGUUCCAUUUGGAGGCUUCAAAAUGUCAGGUAUAGGACGGGAGAACGGCCAGGUGACGAUUGAGUUCUACUCCCAGCUAAAGACUGUGUUUGUGGAGAUGGGAGACGUGGACAGCCUCUUUUAGACCCCCGCCCGCCCGCCAGAGGAAGUGUGAGCAGCGACCAGAGCGAAGGAGCCGUCAGAAGGAGGGAAUGUUCAGAGAAACCAGCUCUGAUUGAUGGGGAUCAAUUAAAGAAUGAUGUGUUUGCAGCACUAACUAAAUGAAUAACACUAAAACACGAGCUGUUAACAACCAGGUUUUAUUUCAGUGACCACUGAACACAUUUCUGCACUAAUGAACUGAACUCUUUACAGUAAGUUUGCUCUUUUUUAAAAUGAUCUCUUUAAUGAUCUCUGUAGCUUCGUGGUUAGAAAUCCCAUAAACUGAAGCAGAUCCUGAACAGUGGAUGUAAAUAAACUCGGGUAACACCGUGCUGAACUCCUGGCCUAAAUCCUCAUUUUCUUCCUCGCCCCAGAUUUAGUAGCCGCUUUUUUCUGCUGACGGAAAGGAAAAAGAUCUUCUUACCUUUUGUUCUAAUUCAUGUAAAAUCCUGCACAUUAUAAGGUUUGCUUCCGUCAUAUCUCCAUACUGUCCUGUACCUUUCUCAGCGGUCUUGGUUGUUUCUUAAACUGCCCAGACUCUGUUUGAAGCAAAGGUAAUGCAGUUUAAAAUGCUUUUAAGUGGUUGAAUUUCCAGACGGAGAUGUUCACCUACCAUCGUCAGAGGGAGUGCCUUUAUCAGCUUUUCUUGCAGGAGGAUUCUACAACAGCAAAAACAACAUAAGGGAACAAAACAAAGAAAGGAUCUAUGGUGGACUGUGAUGCUGUGCUGCAGUCUGAACCCACCUGGAUGGCUGUUUCCUUCACUUCGUUUCCUUCCUCUAGUUUCUUCACCUGGCCUUGGUCCACAGACACUCGGACUUUCAGUGAGUGGUAGCUUGUCUCCACAUGGCCCACUUUAAAGUGCACCGGGAUCCCUUGAAACCAGAUCCGGUCGUACACCCCUUCCUUGAAGCCUGGUGGUUGGUAGUCUGCAGGGGUGACUUUAAAAGCAGAGAAAACAAACAACUUGAUUCUCUGUGCUUUGUUGGUUUUUUUUUCUUCGUUUUUUUUGUUUUCUCUUAGGAAUGGAAAUCAAAGAUGAAAAUGACUUCAUCACAACUAACAGCUAUAAAAGAAAAAACUGUUGUUUCCAACUUGAUGAUUCACACCCUGGUGGCUUUAAGUUUUUGAGAAACCUUCAUUCUACCAACAUGUUUCUUCAGUUAUUAACAUUUUGAAUUGACCCAACAAGAAUCUUGAUGUUAAUUUAAAAGACAUUUACCUUUUUUUUCUAUCUUAAUUAUAGAUCAAUUGCUUACAUUCAUGUGAACUACAAAAGGCUCUAAUUUCUGAUCUGAUUUUUGUAUUAUUUUUAUUAACAUCCCAGUUGAUUUCUGAUGAUAGCUUGUUAUUGCAACUUGGCUGUCCUCAUGCAUCUGUACUAAAUGUUUUAUACCUCUUAACUAAAGGCUCGCAUCUUUAAUCCUUCUCUGCAAACAUUGGAUGUCAAGUCUUUGUGUUGUUUCUGGUUUUCAGUCAUUUUUUCAUUACUCAACCCUGAAAUAAAUGGCCUUUUUAAGGUCAUAUUUCCUUUGAAACUCAUUUAUAUUUACACACGGUGAGGCGGUCUGCAACUAUUACCGUCCAAAGGGAGAUUUCCGACUUCAGUUCGG
Cyprinodon variegatus (sheepshead minnow) is the source of this 3435-nucleotide messenger RNA. It is a transcript of the gene aldh9a1b, whose product is annotated as aldehyde dehydrogenase family 9 member A1-B-like. Gene Ontology annotation, molecular function: 4-trimethylammoniobutyraldehyde dehydrogenase (NAD+) activity; aminobutyraldehyde dehydrogenase (NAD+) activity. The coding region runs from base 264 to 1805 and encodes 513 amino acids. NCBI's taxonomy places the organism in Eukaryota, Metazoa, Chordata, Actinopteri, Cyprinodontiformes, Cyprinodontidae. The record is from RefSeq and is a predicted model, not a curated record. The transcript has 11 exons.